Psammomys obesus (fat sand rat) is the source of this 990-nucleotide messenger RNA. Its product is annotated as UDP-glucuronosyltransferase 1A9-like. The coding region runs from base 109 to 990 and encodes 293 amino acids. The transcript has a single exon. Gene Ontology annotation, molecular function: UDP-glycosyltransferase activity. The record is from RefSeq and is a predicted model, not a curated record. NCBI's taxonomy places the organism in Eukaryota, Metazoa, Chordata, Mammalia, Rodentia, Muridae.
GCAAACCAAGUGUCCACUGCAGUAGGUCUCAUCCUCUGCUUUUCAGCCAGCUCUAUUAGAAAAGAAUAGAGUCAGAGCAUCUGGAUUGUGUGGGGCUGAGCUUCUCCCAUGGCUCCUGCAAAGUGUCCAGCCUCCCUUCCUCUGUGUGUGUGUCUGUUGUUGGCCUCUGGCUUUGCCCAGGCAGGCAGGCUGCUGGUGGUGCCUGUGGAUGGGAGCCACUGGUUCACCAUGAAGAUGGUUGUGGAGAAACUCAUCAACAGAGGGCAUGAGGUGGUGGCAGUUAUACCAGAGGUGAGUUGGCAACUGGGACAAUCUCUGAAUUUUACAGUGAAGACAUACUCAAUUUCUUACACUGUGGAGGACCUGGAUCGUGUGUUCAAGAUUUUUUCUGACACUCAGUGGAAAACUCCAGAAGACAGUAUAAGAUCUUUAACAACAGGCUCAGCUAAACAUUUCUUCAAAUUACGGUUUUCACACUGUAGGAGUUUGUUUAACAACAUGAAGAUAGUGAAGUACCUGAAGGAGAGUUCUUUUGAUGCUGUGUUUCUGGAUCCUUUUGAUGUGUGUGGCUUAACUGUUGCCAAAUAUUUGUCACUUCCAUCAGUGAUCUUUGCAAGAGACAUAUUUUGUGACUAUCUUGAAGAGGGUGCCCAGUGCCCUAGUCCCCUGUCUUAUGUUCCUAGACUAUUGUCACAAUUCACAGAUACCAUGACUUUCAAAGAGAGAGUAUGGAACCAUCUAUUGUAUAUUGAAGAACAUGCAUUUUGUCCCUAUUUUUUCAAAAGUGCUACAGAAAUUGCUUCUGAAGUUCUCCAGACCCCAGUGACUAUGUAUGACCUCUUCAGCACAGUGUCCAUUUGGUUGUUACGCACUGAUUUUGUGUUGGAUUUCCCCAAACCUGUGAUGCCCAACAUGGUCUUCAUUGGUGGGAUCAACUGCCAGCAGGGAAAGCCAUUUUCCAAGGUAUGUUAUAUCUUCUUUAGCACAUGA